CAUUAAUCUAGAGACCGAUGUGGAUGCAUUCUCCUGUAACCUCUUCUCCGAUCGAUACUGCCUGAGCGGUGAGCAAAGACCUGGGGAAUGAGCCAAUUGAAAGCUGGGGAUGAUUAGGUGGCCAUGAUGGUCAGAUUGGGAAUUUGGCCAGAACACCAGGGUUAACACCCCUACUCUUACGAUAAAUGCAAUGGGAUAUUCGUGUCCACAGAGGACACACGUUCAGUGUCCCCUCUGAAAGACCCUACACAGAGCAAUGUCCCCACUCACUGCCCUGGGGCGAUGGGAUAUUUUUUUUUAAAUACCAGAGGAAAAAGUGCAUCCCACUGGCAUUCCAACUCCACUUCCAGCAGCAUUUGGUCUCCCAUCCAGGGAACGACUAGGACCCACCCUGUUUAGCUUCAGAAGUAAGCCAGCAGUGGGACUCAGGGUGGUACUAACUUCAAUGAAGUAGUGACAUCCCAAGGAUACGUGAUAGCAUGGACCGUAUAGGAAACGGAGUGUUCUGAUUGGCCCUGACGUCUUUAUAGUGAGACUGAACGCUCCCCCUAGAAAUGGGCGGGAUUUAUGACUUUGUGGCUGUAGUAACUAGUUACGACCCUCCCGCGAUGUACUGGUAAUACAGUACUCAUUAUCAUCUCAGAAACGCGUGUGCUUUUCAAAACCUACAGCAGAGGACGACACUUUACAUCUUUAUUUUAGAGCAUGUUCUAUGUUGCUCUUCAUUGGACGGGUAAACUGCAGUUUGAUGGUGAAGUUAAUGCCACUGUCAUGACAUUACGGGUUACUGGGGUGAUGCUCGUGCGUAAUUAAGCAUCUGGUGCGCAUCAUGGGGUCCAAAUAAAGGAACAUUUCUAUAUCAAAGGUCUGUUGCUUGGCCAUGAUGCCUUGGCAUUUCGACUCAAAGUCAGUAUCUGACCAAUUAAGGGUUUUGAGGACUGCUGAAUUGCGGGAGCUUCUGCGGGAUGAAGAAAAAAUUAGCCAGAUCAUCAGAUUCAGCCAAAAGUUUCAGAGGCUUCAGGGAGCAAAGGAGACUGUGUUGGUCUCCAACAGUAGAUUGGCAGAGACCAGUCUCUCUCAUGAGCCAGAGCUCAAUACUGGUAAGCUAUGGUUAGCCAAGAAGUACCAGGAACUGGAGAAAUUCACCAAUAUCAUACAAGCCAAACAGAACCAACUUGUUUUACUAGAGAAACGUAGCCUUUACAUGGUCCAGUGGCUUCUCCUGAACAAGCUGGCCCACUCUGAAGAAGAAUGUGAUGCUCUCUCACAGAAAUUCACAGAUGGGAAAAUAUCCCUGGAGCAUUUUGUGGAGUCAUGUCAAAGAUCUUGUAAGCUCUACCAUAUUCGUCUGGUUCAGGCAGAGAAAAUCCAAGAGUUUAUCAAACCUGAACACAAACCACAAAGGCCUACUGAGAAUAACAAUAGUAGGGAGCCAUCAGUUGACUUCCCCCUGAGCCCCCAUCCCAAUAUCUGCCAUGUUUUCUAUGGCCUCACCCCUGCUAUUAUUCUGCCUAACGUCUACCACUCUGUCAGCUCUGCUCCGGUCCACUUCCGGAUGGGUCCAUAUCUACCGCCCCUGAGUGACCACAUCAUCAACAGUGCUCAACUUAUGAGGCCUGUAGCCUCACCUUUUGACACUGGUCAACCUGUAGGCCUUAGAGUGUAUGGAAAGGGACAUGCUCCCAGGUGGCCAGCCAGGCCUGUACGUCUGCAGCGACUCAACAACAUACAGUCCAGACAUCAUCAGCAGGACCCACCGCCGCAUUGACACUGAUGGGUAAAAAAGGCAUCAACUGUUACUCUCUGGACUAUAAUGAAUUUGUGUACUUUAUGAUUGUGUCUGUAAAACAGCACCCCACAUUUGAAACAAGUUAAUUGAGAAUUGAUUGACAAAAGAAACAAGUUGAUUAAGAACGUUGAAUAAACACAUUGUGGGUUUUGUUUUAUA
This is a messenger RNA of Salvelinus namaycush (lake trout), 1948 nucleotides long. RefSeq names its product vacuolar protein sorting-associated protein 37B-like. The transcript has 5 exons. Gene Ontology annotation, biological process: ubiquitin-dependent protein catabolic process via the multivesicular body sorting pathway; protein targeting to membrane; protein targeting to vacuole. The coding region runs from base 881 to 1768 and encodes 295 amino acids. The record is from RefSeq and is a predicted model, not a curated record. Lineage: Eukaryota; Metazoa; Chordata; Actinopteri; Salmoniformes; Salmonidae. Gene Ontology annotation, cellular component: ESCRT I complex.